This is a messenger RNA of Monodelphis domestica (gray short-tailed opossum), 2913 nucleotides long. The record is from RefSeq and is a predicted model, not a curated record. NCBI's taxonomy places the organism in Eukaryota, Metazoa, Chordata, Mammalia, Didelphimorphia, Didelphidae.
AUGGCUCCAAACUCCCCCCCCCAUAAUGUCACCACAGGAGAUGGACCCUCCCUGGGAACAGAACCUCACACUCCUAUCCACGAAUCUCUGAGCCCAGGGCCAGGCUCCUUUCCUGCCUUAAGAGGUGAUGCUGGUGUGGUGCCAGCCACACAUGCCCAAGGCCAUGAAGGACCAGGAAGCACAGGAGCACUGAUGAGGAGCCCCCUGACCUCUGUGUCUACUGUUAUUCCCACAGCAGCAGGGAGCUUCAACUCGAAGACCUUCACCAUCAACUUCACCAUCACCAACAUGUUUUACAAAACCAAGAUGGGUCAAAGGGGUUCCAGCACAUUCCGUGUUGCUGAAUUUGUCCUGCAGCACCUGUUCAAGGUAUUGUUUGAAAGAAGCAGCCUUGGCUCUCAGUUUUCUGGAUGCAGUGUGACCUUGCUGAGGUCUAUGAAUAAUGGGAAAGCAACAGGAGUGGAGGUUAUAUGUUCUUAUCAGGAAUUUUUCUCCAUCCCUGUCUUGGACAAGAAGAAGAUUUACCAAGAGCUGAGUCAACAGACUAAUGGAAUAACAAGGCUCGGAGGUUAUAUUCUAGAUGAGGAAAGCCUGUAUGUGGAUGGGUAUAACCCCCAGAUGCCAACUCCCUCCACAAACACUGGUGAUGCUGUGGUGGGGCCAGUCACACCAGCCCAAGGUCAUGGAGCACCAAGACUCACAGUAGCACUGAUAAGGAGUCCCCUGACUCCUGUGUCUACUAUUAUUCCCACAGCAAGUGGGAGACCAAGACUGGAAACUUUUACUAUGAAUUUCACCAUAAACAACACUCUGUACACAGAAGAUAUGGAACAGCCAUACUCAGAGAAAUUCAGCUCUACAGAGAGAAUCCUCCAUCACCUACUCAGAGGCUUGUUCAAGAACAGUAGCCUGGCUUCUAGCUAUACUAGGCCUGUGAAGGAUGGGGAAGCCACUGGAGUGGAUGUUGUGUGUGCCCAUUAUAAAGACCCCAGCAGGCCUGUCCUGUACCACGUGAAGGUUUACUUGGAGCUGAGCAACCAGACCUAUGGCAUCAUCAGGCUCGGCCCCUACACCCUGAACAGCGACAGCCUCUUCCUCAUUGGUUAUAAUGAUAAACAUUCUGGGACCAUAAGCAGGCCCAGUAGAGCAAGCGAGGGCAGAAUGAUGACCACAGCUGGAGAAUCACAGACCAUAAUCAUUACAAUUUCCAGCCCUGCAGUAAGAACACACUCUGUUCUGGCAACAACAGCAGCCCCGACCACUGCCUGUGCUAUUGACUUGGAAAAAAUCACUGUGCCUGCUUCCUCUGCCUUGCCAGAGCUCAUGGUAGCACCAUUUGCCUGGUCUGGAGUGGCGACCAGCCCAUCUGAAACUACGCUCAUUGCCGAAAUCUGUACCCCACUUGGGGCUGGGACAGGAGGAGGGAGCCCCAUAGGUGUCCCUUCACACCUCACUAGUCUUGACACGACAACAUCAACCACAGUCUUUCCCUGCACCAAUGUGCCCCCAGCACAGUCUACAAUGUGCUCUACAAUCAGCCUACAAUCAGCCACAACUCUUUGCCGUGUCAGUAGAGAAGAACGAAAGCCAAAGACCUCUCUGGACACAUCUGCUUCAGAGACCACAGCCAUGGCUACUGCAAGGGUAUGGCUGGCCCUGACCAAGACUCCAACCACAAUGGACAUCAGCAGAGGAGCUGAGGCUGUGGUUCUGUCCACAAGUGAUUUGCCCACCAGCUCAGCUGUCCCACUCAUUCCCACAGAUAAAGUAUCCACCCAGACCACCAUGACCACUAUUGCACACACUGCAGCAGGGAGCUCCUACUCCAAGACAUUCACCCUCAACUUUACCAUCACCAACAUGUUUUAUACACCAGACAUGGGUGAAAGGGGCUCCAACACAUUUAAGGCUGCUGAGAAUGUCCUGCAAGUUCUGCUGAAGUUCUUAUUUGGAAUGAGCAACCUUGGCUCUCACUAUUCUGCAUGCAGUGUGAACUUGCUGAGGUCUCUGAAGAAUGGGACAGCAACAGGAGUGGAUGUCCUGUGUACUUUUCAGGAAGAUUCCUCCAACCCUGUCCUGAACAAAGAGAAGGUUUACUGGGAGCUAACUGAACAGAUUCAAAGAAGAAGGCUAAAACAUGUGCUUAUAGAGAGGGACAGCCUCUUUGUGGAUGGGUAUCAUCAUAAGCAACCAGGCAUCAUAUCCACAAAGAAGAGUGAGAUUGCUGUAGGACCUGUCACCCAUAUCCCAGACCAUGGAGCACCAGGAGACAUGACAUCAGUGACUAGCAGCCUCUAUGAAUCCACAGUAGGUGCCAUUGCAGCAGGGAGCUCCUACUCCAAGACAUUCACCCUCAACUUUACCAUCACCAACAUGUUUUAUACACCAGACAUGGGUGAAAGGGGCUCCAACACAUUUAAGGCUGCUGAGAAUGUCCUGCAAGUUCUGCUGAAGUUCUUAUUUGGAAUGAGCAACCUUGGCUCUCACUAUUCUGCAUGCAGUGUGAACUUGCUGAGGUCUCUGAAGAAUGGGACAGCAACAGGAGUGGGUGUCCUGUGUACUUUUCAGGGAGAUUCCUCCAACCCUGUCCUGAACAAAGAGAAGGUUUACUGGGAGCUAACUGAACAGAUUCAAAGAAGAAGGCUAAAACAUGUGCUUAUAGAGAGGGACAGCCUCUUUGUGGAUGGGUAUCACCAUAAGCAACCAGGCAUCAUAUCCACAAAGAAGAGUGAGAUUGCUGUAGGACCCGUCACCCUUAUCCCAGACUAUGGAGCACCAGGAGAUAUGACAUCAGUGACUAGUGGCCUCCUGACCUAUGAAUCCACAGUAGGUGCCAUUGACCUCUGAAGAAUCUGACAGUGACUGAAGUAGGUGUCAUCUGCCUCUAUCAGAGUGAUUCCACUGGUCCCUUCC